AAAAGUGUAGUUAAGAACACAAGCGUGGCUGGUCGCAAUCAAGCUACAUCGCGUUUGAAUGAAAAUAACUUUUCUGCCGCCGGAUAUUUCGCUGAAUCAAAGUUUAACUAACGCCUAGCUUGGUACCUAAUAAUGUGAACUGCAUUUGUGGACGAGGAGAUGUGCUGUAGUCCUCUAAUGAAAGGUUUGUUCACAUCCGCGGUUGUGCCACUAAACCAAAUCAGUGACCAAAUGUCAUACAUGUAGGCACGCGCAGAACGCGCAUCACAGAGACGCGCUCGCACGAGCGUCUUCAUUUUCUUUGCUAGUCCGCGUGCGACGAAUGGUUGGCGAAUGACCUGUAAGCAUGGAUCUCUUGCCGAAGGCGUCUUCUGAAUUCGCCAGUGAAAAAUACUGGAACGAGUUCUUCAAUAAGCGAGGAAAGGAGACUUUUGAAUGGUAUGGAGAGCUGUGGCAACAUGCAACUGCAGUAUUCAAGUACUUGAAGGAUCCAAAUGACCAGAUCCUAAUCAUUGGCUGUGGAAACUCUACUUUGAGCACAGACCUCUAUGACUGCACUUCUUGCAAAAAUAUCACCAGCAUUGAUAUAAGUGAAGUGGUGAUCCGGCAGAUGAAUGAUAAAUGUGGCUCAUUGCGACCACAGAUGAGAUUUCUCCAAAUGGAUGCUGCCCAGAUGGACUUCAAGGAUGAGGAAUUCACUGUAAUUUUGGACAAAGGAUUAGUGGAUGCACUGACUCCAGACAAGGAUUGCCCUGCAAAACUGUACGCAGUGCUCAAAGAAGUGUCCAGGGUUCUCAGAGUUGGGGGCCGGUUUUUGUGUAUAUCUUUGUUGCAGAGUCACGUCUUGCAAGCUUUGCUCAAGUGGUUCUCCUCUGAUCCAGCUUGGACUUGGGUCAUUAGGUUCCACCGCUCUGAGGAUGCAGAACCUCAAGAUUCAUCAAGGCUAGUGCUGCCAAUCUUCGUGGUGGUCUUCAUAAAACUCAAACGGUUGCUGGGGCUUGAAACAGUGACCGAGAUGGCCUUUGACCCUCAAUCAAAACCAAAACGUGUUCCUGCUUCUACUCUAUGCGAGGAAGUUGCUUCUUUGCAGCAGUAUGCAUUUCUUCGACUUGACAUUUCCAGAAGGAAACUUCAAAAAGGAGAAGAUGUCAGUCUGAACCUCUUUGUAUCAUGGAGUGACGUACCUCGCUACCGUCUCUUUGUCUGCGAUCUACAGGUUCCAAGUCAAACACAGCUAAGGUUUGCCAUCUUCAUUGUACCCCAGGGCAGGGAAUCAGAGUGGAUGUUCAGCACUCCAGAGGGCCGGGAGCAGCUGACUGAAGAAUGCCAAGCUGAACGUGUGAUUGUAGUUCAUUUAUGUCGGGAACAAAAUUACCUGUGCCUGGAUCAAGUCAAGAAGGAGCUAUCCUCUAAGGUCAUGGAGCUUGCCCCGGCUUCAUACGUACCAGGGCAGAUGGUUCCAUUCAUGACAACAGGUGAAGAUGUGGGCAACCGUCAGAUUCGGCACCGAGGAUGUAGUGUAAUAAGUGGUCACUAUGUUGUUGAAGAUGUUACUUUGCCAAAAGGCAUAGUUGUGAGGCGCCUGAUAUUUCUUGAUAAGCCGCAUGUCAUUCAGACAGAAGCCAGGAUUAAAUCGGUUAAGCAGAAAGGACAGAAGGGUAAAGUCUGGGAGGUUGUCAAGGAUGACCUCCGGAGUGAAUACUACAAGUACAUGGUUGCUGGACUUGCCUUUAUUAUGCCAAAAGGAACUGAGGAGCCAGCCAAUGCAUUGAUAGUUGGACUAGGGGGUGGUACGCUACCACUUUUUCUGGUAACAAAGUUCCCAAAGCUGGAACUGACUAUUGUCGAGUUAGACCCUGAAGUGUUAUAUGUUGCCAGGAAGUGGUACUUUCAACAGCAGGACUACCCCAUGGAAAUUUUUGUGGAAGAUGGACUGAGUGCCUUCGAAAGAUUUGCCAAGGAAGGCAGAAGAUUUGACAUUGUGUUCCUUGAUGUGGACAGUAAGGACUUGUCAGAGGGGCUGACCUGUCCACCAGCAGCAUUCUUGACUGAAAAGACAUUGAAACAACUAGCAGCCAUCUCCAAUGGUCCGGUGGUGAUGAAUUUUGUUUGCCGAAAUGUGGCACUCAAGAAAGAAACGUACGAAAGGCUGAAGAGUGCUUUUCGUGUAGUUUACUUCCGGACAAUAGUGGACCAUGUUAAUGAGGUGCUUUACUUGUCCAAUGCUGAAUGUGACACCACAGUGAAUUCACUCCUCGAGAACGUGGAACAACUCAGGACCACCAUGGAUUCUACCAGCUGUGUCAACAUAGCUGAGCUCAUGGAUGGAUUAACACUUGUGUAAAAUUCCAUGGAAUUAAAUUUCAUUUGUUGCCUGGUCGGACAAAA
Molecule: messenger RNA, 2388 nt
Organism: Rhipicephalus microplus (southern cattle tick)
Lineage: Eukaryota; Metazoa; Arthropoda; Arachnida; Ixodida; Ixodidae
Product: eEF1A lysine and N-terminal methyltransferase
Source: RefSeq, a predicted model, not a curated record